Molecule: messenger RNA, 1970 nt
Organism: Nanorana parkeri
Lineage: Eukaryota; Metazoa; Chordata; Amphibia; Anura; Dicroglossidae
Gene: TULP3
Product: tubby like protein 3
Exons: 11
Coding region: 38-1603 (521 amino acids)
Biological process (GO): protein localization to cilium
Cellular component (GO): cilium
Source: RefSeq, a predicted model, not a curated record
GUUGCUAGGAGACCGGAGUCGGGUCGCAGAGUGCAGGAUGGAGCCCAGCGCGGAUGGGAGCCCCGGGAUCGGGUUCCUGGAUGAUGAAAAUGGCAGACUGCGACAGCUCAAACUACAUAACCAGAGGACUCUGCUGGAACAGAAACAGAGGAAAAAGAGGCAAGAGCUGCAUAUGGUACAGCCAAACCACGACACCAGACAGCGAAGACCUAAAUCCAGGAAGAGUGAGGAGCAGGCGCCUCUGAUGCAGUGUCAGACUCCUCGCUCUGUCUGCUCGGAUGUCAUUUUGGAUGGAAUUGACGGCCCGGCUGCCUUUCUUAAUUCAGACACUCAGGACAUGGAGUACAAAAUCCACAUUUUGUCAGUUGGAGAAACGUCCCUUGAUGAGAUUGAAUCUGACAACUCCAGACCCAACUCCAGCGACACGAGCACCAGGUCUAGGCCUGGCGAGGGAAAAGUGUCAGUGGAGGUUAAGGGCAUGUCUGAGAUCACCAAUGAGUACAAUGCCCAGUCUGCUCCCAGCGAGGUGAAACCCCAAAAGGUAAAAGAGCCGAUGUCCCGUGCCAGAAAGACCACAGCCCGACCCGAUCCUGUCGAGGAAAAGAUUCAGGAGAAUGCGGAAGAAUCGAAACGGGAUCUCCUGGAAAAGCUGCAGGAGAGGGGUAUCUCGGAGAGCCUAAACUUUGAUGAAGACUCUUCAGAAGGGGAUGAUGUAGACUCUGGAAGUACACGGCCUGGUUCUUCCUCCAGUAAAAAGUCUCUGACAGAAUCGGCUUCUGCAGAGACAAUACCCACUGUACCUCCAGGGGAGGUAGGAGAUGUGGGUGAUCUGAAAGAAUUUUCCGUGCGCCCUGCAGGUCGUGGUGUCGCUGUAAGGUGCCGCAUCAGCCGUGACAAAAAAGGGAUGGACCGUGGCUUGUUCCCAACCUAUUAUAUGCACCUUGAAAGGGACGACAACCGCAAGAUUUUCCUUCUGGCCGGAAGAAAGAGGAAAAAAAGCAAAACAUCCAAUUACCUGAUUUCUACCGACCCCACGGACUUGUCGCGGGAAGGGGGCAAUUUUAUAGGCAAACUCCGAUCGAACAUAAUGGGAACCAAGUUUACUAUAUAUGACGGUGGUGAGAGCCCAGAUAAAGCCAAGGCCCAUGGACUGCUGGACAGUAGCACUUUGAGGCAGGAGCUGGCGGCAGUGUGUUAUGAGACAAAUGUGUUGGGCUUUAAGGGACCUCGAAAGAUGUCUGUAUUAAUUCCCGGAAUGAAUAUUAAUCAUGAACGGAUUCCUUUCCAGCCGCUAAAUGAAUCAGAAACGCUUCUGUCCAAGUGGCAGAACAAGCACCAUGAGAACAUCAUCGAGCUGCACAACAAGGCUCCCGUGUGGAACGACGACACACAGUCCUAUGUGCUAAACUUUCACGGACGCGUCACACAUGCUUCAGUCAAGAACUUCCAGAUUGUGCAUGACAAUGACCCGGAGUACAUUGUCAUGCAGUUUGGACGAGUGGCGGAGGACCUUUUCACACUGGACUACAGCUACCCUCUGUGUGCUUUGCAGGCCUUUGCGGUGGCUCUCUCUAGCUUUGACAGCAAGCUUGCGUGUGAGUGACAGAGAAGCUCCACCACCCCCGUGCCUACUUAUUUGCAAAAAAAAAAAAUGGCACUUUCCACUUGCCGUCUUAGUCUCUUUCUUGUCUUCUGCAAGUCAGAGCAAGACUGAGCCUCCUUUCUGGGGUUAUGCAUGUGUCCGUCCUUGCCUGCUAAGUACUGACUUGCGCCUGUAAUGCGCAAAAGACUUUGUGCCUUUAAUUACACUAAAUAUGCAACGACAAGGGCGAGUGAUCCCACUCUACUGCUUCCUCCUAUUUUUUUCCAUAAUCGUUGCUUUAUGUUCAGAUGGUAUGCUUUGUUUGUGGACUUGUAUUUGUUAGGCGGAGUAAUCACACACUUCCAAAUCAAGCUUUGCAGGAGCAUGG